Molecule: messenger RNA, 3635 nt
Organism: Sorex fumeus (smoky shrew)
Lineage: Eukaryota; Metazoa; Chordata; Mammalia; Eulipotyphla; Soricidae
Gene: ITGA10
Product: integrin subunit alpha 10
Exons: 30
Coding region: 1-3504 (1167 amino acids)
Biological process (GO): cell-matrix adhesion; integrin-mediated signaling pathway; cell adhesion mediated by integrin
Cellular component (GO): external side of plasma membrane; integrin complex
Molecular function (GO): integrin binding
Source: RefSeq, a predicted model, not a curated record
AUGGCGCGCCCCCUCAGCCCUCACCUGUGCUUGCUGCUGCUGUUUCUGACAGGUCUCUGCUCCUCCUUUAACCUGGACGUGCAUCACCCACGCCUGUUUCCUGGGCCACCUGAGGCCGAGUUUGGAUUCAGUGUCUUACAGCAUGUUGGGGGUGGACAACGAUGGAUGCUGGUGGGUGCUCCCUGGGAUGGGCCUUCAGGCAACCGGAGGGGAGACGUCUACCGAUGCCUGAUCGGAGGUGCCCACAAUGCCCCAUGUGUCAAGGGUCACUUAGGUGACUAUCCACUGGGAAACUCAUCUCGUCCUGCUCUGAAUAUGCACCUGGGGAUGUCUCUACUAGAGACAGAUGAUGACGGUGGAUUCAUGGCCUGUGCUCCUCUCUGGUCUCGUGCCUGCGGCUCCUCUGUCUUCAGUUCUGGGAUUUGUUCCCGAGUAGAUGCUUCAUUCCGGCUCCAGGGAAGCCUCGCACCCACCGCACAACGCUGCCCCACAUACAUGGAUGUAGUGAUUGUCCUGGAUGGCUCCAACAGCAUCUACCCCUGGUCUGAGGUCCAGACCUUCCUUCGAAGACUGGUAGGGAGACUGUUCAUUGACCCGGAGCAAAUACAGGUGGGGCUGGUCCAGUACGGGGAGAGACCUGUGCACGAGUGGUCUCUGGGGAAUUUCCGGACUAAGGCCGAGGUGGUCAGGGCAGCCAGGAACCUGAGUCGGCGCGAGGGACGAGAAACCAAGACAGCACAGGCAGUACUGGAGGCCUGCACAGAAGGGUUCAGUGAGUCCCGUGGGGGGCGGCCAGAGGCUGCCAGGCUGCUGGUGGUCGUCACUGAUGGAGAAUCACAUGACGGAGAGGAGCUGCCCGCGGCACUGCAGGCCUGUGAAGCAGGCAGGGUGACGCGCUAUGGGAUUGCGGUCCUGGGUCACUACCUCCGGCGGCAGCGAGACCCCAGCUCUUUCCUCCGUGAGAUCCGAGCGAUUGCCAGUGACCCUGAUGAGAAAUUCUUUUUCAAUGUCACGGAUGAAGCGGCUCUAACAGACAUUGUGGAUGCCCUGGGAGACCGGAUUUUUGGCCUGGAAGGAUCCCGUGAAAAGAAUGAAAGCUCCUUCGGGCUGGAGAUGUCUCAGAUUGGUUUCUCCACUCAUCGACUCAAGGAUGGAAUUCUCUUUGGCAUGGUGGGGGCCUACGACUGGGGGGGCUCGGUGCUGUGGCUCGAAGGAGAGCACCACCUGUCCCCCCCACAGGCGGCACUAGAAGAGGAAUUUCCUGCUGCUCUGCAGAACCACGCGGCCUAUUUGGGUUACUCCGUGUCCUCCAUGCUCCUGCGGGGGGGACGCCGCCUCUUCCUGGCUGGGGCUCCUCGUUUUGAACACCGAGGAAAGGUCAUCGCCUUCCAGCUAAAGAGAGACGGGGCCAUGCGUGUGGCCCAGAGCCUUGAGGGGGAGCAGAUUGGCUCCUACUUUGGCAGUGAGCUCUGCCCCCUGGACAUGGAGGGGGACGGAACUACCGACGUCCUGCUGGUGGCUGCCCCCAUGUUCCUGGGGCCCCAGAGCAAGGAGACAGGCCGAGUCUAUGUGUAUCUGGUGGGCCAGCAGCCCCUGCUGACGCUCCAGGCCGUACUGCAGCCAGAACCCCCUCAAGACGCCCGCUUUGGCUUCGCUAUGGCUGCCCUCCCGGACCUCAACCAGGACGGCUUUAUAGAUGUGGCUGUGGGGGCGCCCCUGGAGGACGGGCACCGUGGGGCUCUCUAUCUUUAUCAUGGGGUCCAGCGCGGAGUAGGGGCACGGCCCGCCCAGCGGAUCGCAGCCAUCUCCAUGCCAUGGGCCCUCAGCUACUUCGGUCGCAGUGUGGAUGGUCGACUGGACCUGGAUGGAGAUGAUCUGGUCGAUGUGGCCGUGGGAGCACACGGGGCAGCUGUCCUGCUCAGUUCCCGGCCCAUUGUCCGCCUGGCUCCUUCGUUGCGUGUGAGUCCAUCAGACAUCAGCGUGGUCCAGCGGGACUGCAGGCGGCGGGGUCAGGACGCAGCCUGCCUUUCCGCAGAGCUUUGCUUCCAGGCAACAUCCAGCACCCCAGGCCGCUGGGACCGGCGAUUCUAUGUGCAAUUCACAGCAUCACUGGAUGAAUGGACAGUUGGGGUGCGCGCGGCCUUCGACGGCUCUGGCCAGAGGCUGUCCCCACGGAGACUCCGGCUCAUUGUGGGAAAUGUCACUUGUGAGCAGCUGCACUUCCAUGUGCUGGACACAUCUGACUACCUCCGGCCAGUGGCCUUGACUGUCAACUUUGCUCUAGACAACACCACCAAGCCGGGACCAGUGCUGGACCAGGGCUCGGUCACAUCUGUGCGAAAGCUGAUCCCUUUCUCCAAGGACUGUGGCCCUGACAAUGAGUGUGUCACUGACCUGGUGCUGCAUGCUGUUAUGGACAUCAGAGGCUCCAGGAAUGCCCCCUAUGUGGUCCGCGCUGGGCGGCAGAAGGUGCUGGUGACAGCAACUCUGGAGAACAGGCAGGAAAAUGCCUAUAACACCAGCCUGAGUCUCAGCUUCUCCAGGAACCUCCACCUGGCCAGUCUCAGCCCUCAGAGGGAUGCUGGUGGCACCAUGAAGGUGGAAUGUACAGCCCCAGCCUCACACACCCGGCUCUGCAGCGUGGGGCACCCCGUCUUCCAGACCGGAGCCAAGGUGACCCUCUUGCUGGAGUUUGAGUUCAGCUGUUCCUCCAUCCUGCGCCAGGUCCUGGUGAGGCUGAGUGUCACCAGCAACAGCCUGGAGAGGAAUGAGAGCCUGUGGGACAACACAGCACAGACCAUGGCCCAUGUCCAGUAUGAGCCGCACCUCCUGUUCUCCAGUGAGUCCACGCUGCACCGCUAUGAAGUUCAGCCCUAUGGGAGCCUUCCAGUGGAUCCUGGCCCUGAAUUCAAGACCACACUCAGGGUUCAGAACCUGGGCUGUUACGCAGUUCAUGGCCUCAUCAUCUCUGCGCUUCUUCCCGCUGUGGCCCACGGGGGCAGUUACUUCCUCUCCCUAUCUCAAGUCAUCGCUCACAAUGCCAGCUGCACAGUGCACAACCUGACCAGCCCCACAGAGCCCCCCAUUCAUCCAGAGGAGCUUCAGCAUACAAGCAGGCUGAAUGAGAGCAACACUCGGUGUCAGGUGGUGCGCUGCCAGCUGGGGCACUUGGCAAAGGGGACCGACAUCGCUGUGGGACUGCUGAGGCUGGUUCACAAUGAGUUUUUCCGGAGGGCCAAAUUCAAAUCUCUGAUGGUGGUCAGCACCUUUGAGCUGGGAGUCGAAGAAGGCAGUGUUCUACAAAUGGCCGAAACCGCCCGUUGGAGUGAGAGUCUCCUGGAGGUGAUCCAGACCCAUCCUGUCUUCAUCUCACUGUGGAUCCUCCUUGGCAGUGCACUGGCUGGGCUGCUGCUGCUGACCCUUCUCGUCUUCUGCCUUUGGAGGCUUGGCUUCUUUGCCCGUAAGAAAAUCCCUGAAGAAGGAGAAGAGAAAGUAGAGCAAUGAAUGUAGAAAAAAGCCCAAGCGUGUCCUCUGGCAGCGUCUCCAAAAGAUGGGCUCAGCAGUCUGGGGGCACAGAGGGGAGGCAGAGGAGCCCAGACUGUCUCCCCAGAUCUCAGCCUGACUUGUGUUUGAGC